CUCAAUUCCCAUUAAAAGUUGUGAUGAAAUAGCUGGCUCGCACCAGUGUUGCCAUCUAUGUAGCCACCAACUCUAACAUUGGUCUUACCAAGCUUGAUUUCAUCUUCUCCACUCUAAUUGUUAGCUUCAUUCUCAUUUUCCUGCUGACAUUCUAUAUUCAGAGGCUGCCCUCUUCUCCACGGUCCAUGCCCGGAAAUUAUGGUGUACUAUGGGGUGCAUACCUAGAGUGUAAGGGUAUAUCAGGAAAUUCAAUAACUUUUUAAACUUUUCUUAAUCUCCGUGCUCGGUCAAACGGGGAAUCAUAAUUUGGGACUGAAGGAGUAUAAAAGUGUCCUCUAAAUGGCCUGUAAAGCUUCAUUAAGUUAACUAGAAACAUGAAUAUAAUGGGACCGAUGCCAUUAUAUUAUGAUCUUGAGUGAGGGAGUAGAGGUGGCACUUGUAACUUUGGCAUGCACUAGUUGACCAUGCUUAGCCUGAUGCGUACUUUGAGAAAAAUAUAUAGCAAUGAUUAGACCGGAGUAUUGGAUAAGCUAAUGUUUUCUGUCAAGAAAGUGACAUAGAUUUAGUAGAACAUUCAAUCAGUUCAGAAGAUGGUGAUACCCUCUUUGCCCGCCUUGAACUUUGUGACUUAAUUGCUCAUUAGUUGGGACGAUUCCUCUGAACAAAGCCUUCUGAUGUUUUAUUCAUCCAUCAACUAUGCAUCUAUAUUUGCAUGUUGCAGGGAUUGAUUUUGUUUUCCAAUCCGGAUGCAAUUGGUGCGAAAAAGUAGUCUGAAGCGGCUCCUCAUAAGGCAUGGUGGAAGUGAUGGUUUACACGCAUAUGUUCAUUCACUUGAUGAUGCAGUUAGUGAUACGAAAAUGUUCCUCAUAAAGGUUUUAGCAGAUAAUAAUAAUGAUAAUAAUCGUGGAAGACCUAAAUGCUUCUUCUUUGGACAUUCAACAGGUGGAGCCAUCGUCCUGAAGGCUGCACUUGACCCCAAGGUCAGUGCCCUCAUAUCUGGCAUUGUGUUGACUUCGCCUGCUGUAGGAGUUCAGCCAUCGCAUCCCGUUGUUACAGCUCUAGCUCCAGUAUUCUCCAUGUUGCUGCCAAGAUAUCAGUUUAGUGCAGCUAACAAACGGGGUAUAGCAGUUUCUAGGGAUCCUGAGGCCUUAGUGGCUAAGUACUCAGAUCCAUUGGUGUUUACUGGAUCCAUCAGAGUAAGAACUGGGUACGAGAUUCUUCUGAUAACCACGUUCUUGCAAACGAAUCUCAGCAGGUUGACUGUUCCGUUUCUAGUUCUUCACGGUACCUCUGAUUUGGUCACUGACCCUGAAGCUUCUAAGAGACUGUACGAAGAAGCCUCAUCAGCUGACAAAACGAUCAAACUAUAUGAAGGUCUGUUGCAUGAUCUGUUGUUCGAACCGGAAAAGGAAGAAGUGGCAAAUGAUAUCAUUCAAUGGCUAAACAGGAGAUUGUGAGGCUUGAUCAGUUUCCAAGAUUGGAAUGCUCCCCCAAGACAGACUGAUAUGUUUACUUAAUAUCGUCUGGUGGUGGUCGUUAAAGUUGCAUCCUGUGGUUUUGGUACCGGAAUAAAUUUAGUGUAGUCUCUAGUACGUACCCCAUGGGGUACCAAACCACACCGAGAGGAAAGGAGGCAAUCCUUUCCUUUUAAACUAUAUUCCUUAUGGGAAGUGAUAUUGACAUUUCAAAAGUUUUCAUGACUCUCCAAACCCCAUAUUUUAAGACAAAAUAUCCUUUUUUAAUUCUUCCGAACUUGUUGUCAUAGGUUUUGUUGUGAAUAUAAAAAUUUGGAGUGCUCAAUACCUUGGGAGGAGAAUAGAAGGCUUUCAUCUUU
This is a messenger RNA of Cuscuta campestris, 1834 nucleotides long. The record is from the annotation of a GenBank genome assembly. Lineage: Eukaryota; Viridiplantae; Streptophyta; Magnoliopsida; Solanales; Convolvulaceae.